Messenger RNA from Aspergillus fischeri NRRL 181, 165 nucleotides. RefSeq lists its product as uncharacterized. Bases 1 to 165 code for a protein of 54 amino acids. The record is from RefSeq and is a predicted model, not a curated record. The transcript is spliced from 2 exons. NCBI's taxonomy places the organism in Eukaryota, Fungi, Ascomycota, Eurotiomycetes, Eurotiales, Aspergillaceae.
AUGAAGAUCACCGCCGUGAUUGCUCUCGCUCUUGCAGCCGUUGUUGCAGCUUCUCCUGUUGCUGAACCGGAACUUGUCGAACCGCCAAGUACGCUGCUUGUGUUCGUGACUAUUGCUAGAGAGCGGAAUUCGAAGAUAUGGAAGGAACUUAAUGUUGGCAGCUGA